ACGUUAGCAAUCUCUACUAAGCAUUCUCUUUAGUUAACUAAGAUCGGAAGGAUCGUCUCUCUUCUUUGAUCCGGAAUAAUUAGAUCAUCUCAGGAGGACCUCGUAUAGGAACUUAAUUAUUUGACAAUUCAUCUUGAUUUAGCAUCGUGGAGGACAUUGAUGAUAUCAUGGAUGGAGUUACAGAGGCCCUGAGGAAGCUCCAAGUAGACUGUGACAGCUCUACCACUAAUGGGUGUCUAGACUGUUUGCUUCAGGCACUACAGGAAGAUGCUCUUGGUGCAACUACUGAGAUGGUACAGAAUGGUGGGAUACAAUGUCUUCGAGAUAUCCUCUCUAGAUCAGAAUCAGCUCCCCCUAAUCUCCUAGCCAACGCUGCCAAGAUUGUCGCGGAAAUGGCCAAGCAUGAGGAGAUUCGAGAGCCAUUUGUUGAGGGAAAUAUUGUACUGCCUCUGUGUUCAUGUUUGUUACGGAAGAACUAUGAUGUAUUGGUACAGGCUUGUAGAGCCCUUGGCAAUCUCUGCUGUGACUGUGACAAGGCCAGGGAAGCCCUCUUUCAGGGAAGAGGUCUUGAUAAUUUGAUGAAACUCCUGGAGGAAAGACUAUCAGUCCCUGAAGAAAAUGCUGAAAACCAAGCACUAUGGAAUGCAGCAUGUGGAUGUUUAAUGAACCUUACAUACGAUAGAUUGGAUGUACAGAAGAAGGCUGUAUCUCUGGGAGCCAUUGAUCUAUUGAUUACACUACUGAAGAGAAAUGAGACAGACACUGGCCUCUGUGGCACAGCUAUAAUGUGCUUUGGCAAUCUUGCAGAACCAGCUGAUACACGAACAGCCUUUGUCGGUACAGAGGCAGCCGAGUGUAUGGUGCAUGCCAUUAAGAAAGUAACAGGUGACGAUCAGCUAGAAGGUAUACUGGAAAUCAUCGCUUCACUUGUAGAAAAUGAUGAUAUGAAGCUGGAUUUUGCCAAGUCUGGUAUUAUAGACACAUUGUUAGAUAUGUUGACUGCUCGCACUGCUUCUUGGACGUCAGAAAGCGCUCCAAAGAUAGAAGAAUUUGACGCAGUCAGGGUUUCAAUCGAUCUUCUGGUUUUACUUCUCACUGGAGACGAGUGUAUGGCAUAUAUAUUCCAAGAGGGCGAAGGGUCGUUCUUUAGGAAUGUCGUAGAUACAUGGAUGACGUCACAAAUAGAAUACUUCCGCAUAUCUGCUGCCCUCGCUAUAGGAAACUUUGCUCGUAAUGAUUUGAACUGUAUAAAGCUAGUAUCGAGUGGCAUCGUGCCUCAGCUGCUUAGACUUCUCAAGCCAUACGAAGGAAAAGAGGUUGAUACAAGGCUAACCCACGCUGUACUCAGUGCUCUUAGAAACCUUGCCAUUCCAAAGGUUAACAAGUCUAUAAUGCUAAGCUGUAAUACAUUGGAUGAGAUUCUACCACUACUUAAAUCAGAGAUGCUGUUUGUGCAAUUCAAACUCCUUGGAACGGCCAGAAUGUUGGUUGACAGUAUGGCCGAGACAGCAGUAGAUUUAGGUCAAAGGUCAGAGUUCAUCCAAAGGGUCGUGGAGCUUUGUGCCUGUGAAAUACAUCCUGGGGUCAGUGGAGAGGCAACAAGACUUCUAGCAUCGUUGAUCAAGCAUUCAGGCUCGGCCAGGGUGAUGGAAACCAUCGUCCAGCAUGGUGGCUUACCACGCUUGGUUGCUAUGGCAACGUCAGAACACCCUCUGAUGCAGAACGAGGCCCUGGUCGCCCUUACACUGAUAGCUGCAUCCCAUCUUGAAUCGUCCGAGUCAGCUUUACUGGAAUCUAAAUUAUUGUCGACAAUCAAAAGUCUACUUCAGGAGACUGCAUACUCAGUAGAGGUCCAAUGUAAUGUCCUGACGUUAGCUGGUUUUCUUACUCAAUCAGCGAUACUAAAGCAAGCCAUGGUGGAUCAGCAGCUACCCGACACUAUCGAGACCCUGAAGCGAAGCAAGGAAGAGCCUCUCAGUACCAAAGCAACAAGCAUCAGCCAACACUUUACCUGAAGGUUCCAACCCCAUUCACAGAUCAUGUACUUAAGGGCUUCAAGCCACCGAUGUUGAUUUGAGUCAAGGUUCAAAGGUCAUAUGCAUUACAUUGCCAUGGCGAUGACAUUGAUGCAAUCAUGCCUCGUCAAAGAGAAGUAUGGUACUAUUUAUUAAGAGAGGGUGAAGGGCGUUGUCCGUUAGCCCCGGUAUGUGCAAUAGUUACUGAUGUCAACAGUAUAAAUGGAUAUGGCUAUAUGCAAAAUAAGUGUAAGCAAGAAUUUAUACAUGCACUUGUAGAAAGAACGCACUUUUAUAUAAGAUCAUGCAAAAGCGGACAUAUAAUAGAUGUUGUAAGAAGAGGAAGCUAACGUAAGAAAUGUUGUUUUGCAAGAAAGAAAUUUAUUUACGGAAUCGCUGUUGGAGUGGGCCAAAUGGAAAGGAAAGACUUGCCAGAAGUGUUUAUUUGAUGCAAUCAUUACAUAAAAUGAGCAUGUCCGAGAAGUUUAUAAGGUUGGUUAUGCAUGGAAAAUGUAUCACAGUAUUUGAACAUUUAUACCAGAUAUCACAAUAUUAUUAAUGUUCUGUCAUGGUUCUUUUUUAUAUAGUGUAUGUAUUACCAAAGAGUCUUGUCUGUGGUGCAUCCCUACUCUAUAUCUUAUGCCCAUGUAUGUAUUCUUUAUCAGAAUAUCAGUGUUUCGUGUUGUCCUCCUGCCGUUACGCAAAUGUAUGUCAAGUGAAUACCGAUAUCGUCUUUUGUAUCAUUCUGCCAACAAUGCUACUCCCUGCAUACACAGAUUUGAAUGAAGGGAUAUCCCAUUGGUUUUGCACACAAGUGACUAAAUUGUACCAUAUCCAUGCACAAGAAUCAUUGUUUAGACAUUAUGUUUGCCAUUUCUGAACUAAUUUUGCUCAAAUUAAGGAUGACAAGAUUUUCAAAUGCAGCUUAUUUAUUGGCAUGCAAGAUUGAAAAUUCAAGUUUCAAUCCAAAGUGUAGAAGGUCACAUCUUUUUAAACGACAAAUAUAUCAUAAUUAAUUAUAGAGAAGUAGUAAUAUGCAUAAAAAUGUAUAGGCCCCCGAAUCUUCUGAACAGUUUUAUUCAGGCACAGGAGAGAAAUGCAAAAAUUGAGAAAGUAUGUUUGAAACGUUGUGGUGCUCUUGUUAUUUGUCCUUUCAAGGAAACAACAUUCCUCACAUUGUAUUGAAGAAUUCUUUCAUAAUUCGUAAACUACAUGUACCUGACUUCAUUUGAGAUGGCCAAUUCCAAGUGAGUUGAUUAAUUGCAUAAUUUCUAAGAAUCAUGGAUCUAUGCAAAUUGUUUAUGCCACCUUUUUUCAGUUCGCAUCAUUUGCCUUUAUAAAUGAUUUACUCUUCUUUUUUUUAAUUUAUAUUUAAUCAAAUAUUUGCAUUUUCCAGGGUGGAUAAAGGGGGAAGGUUGAUAUAAACAAAAACCUUUUGUAAACGGUUCAUGAAAGACUUAGUUUAUGCUUGAUUAUAUGAUUGAUUGUAGUUUCAUGUUUAUGUAUCCCUGGUGGGUGUUUCAAAGAGCUGUUUGUAAGUUAAGAGCGACUUUAUGAUCGACUGGUGAUCCUUUCUUAAAAACUAAUUCAACGCCAAUGGAAAUAUGGUGUGUAUCAUCAUGAGAGGAUCACCAGUCAUUUGUAAAAUCACUCGUAACUUUACGAACAGCUUUAUGAAACACCCUCUGGUGAGUAUUUCAUAAAGCUGUUCGUAAAGUUACGAACGACUUUACGCACGACUUGAAUAUGUUCUUACAUCAUAACUCAAUUACAUAGGGAUAUCACAUUGCACAAAAAAGGAUCACCACUUUCACCAGUCGUAUCUUACGAACAGCUUUAUGAAACACCCACCUGGUAUGAUACAUUUAUAUGUUGCAUAUUAAAGGAUGACCACCAAUUUAGGUCAAGGUUAUAAAUUUUUUGUCUUUCAAAACUGAGCGGUAGAAAUGGUAAUGCACCAUGCAGAUCUGCCAAGUAGAACUGGUUUUCAGUAAUUAUUAAUGAAAAAUGAGAAAGAAUACUGGUGGUUUCAUGCAAAUUACUCAUUUCUAAAGUUUCAUUUUAUGUGUUCUAUGGCAUUUUUGUGAAAAAAGUGAUUUUACCAAAAUACUGAUUUUUAGCCUAUGAAAUACUGAAAUGUUCUUGAUCAGUUUGGCAUCUCUGACCAUGUAUACAUUUUGAAGCUUUGAGAGCAUGCCGGUGAUAUUUUCAUAGCAUUGAUUCAGUUAACCCUUGGUUAAAUUUGACUAAACUUUUAAUGGAGUGCUAGUCGCCAUCAUAUUUAUUCAGAUGUUGUCCAAAAAUUAUUUUUAUUAAUUGAAGAAAAAGGUGGUACGUUUAUGACAUUAAUUUCAAAGAAUUAUUUGGUACAUAAUUCUUGUCAUGGACAUUGAAUAAGUAAGAUUUAUACCAACAUUCCAUAGACAGAGCCGCCAACUAGUACUAAUUUUCAGUAAUUAUUACUGAAAACUGAGAAUACUACUGAUGGUUUCAUACAAAAUGCUGAUUUCUGAAGUUCCUGUUUUAUGUGUUGUCCUAUGGCAUUUCUUUGAAAAUACUGAUUACCUUACCAAAACACAAAUUUUCAGCUUAAAAAAAAACUGAAAUGUUUUUGUUCAGGUUGGCAGCUCUGACCAUGUAUACAUUACGAAGCUUUGAGCAUGCUGGGUGAUAUUUUCAUAGCAUUGAUUUAGUUAACCCUUGGUUAAUUUUGACAAAACUUUUAAUGGCGUGCUAGUUGCCAUCAUGUUUAUUCAGAUGUGAAGAGUUGUCCAAAAAAACAUUUUUAUUAUGAAAUUGAAGAAAAAGGAGGUACGUUUAUGACAUUAAUUUUAAAGAAUUAUUUGGUACAUAAUUCUUGUCAUGGACAUUGAAUAAGUAAGAUUUAUACCAACAUUCCAUAGACAGAGCCGCCAGCUAGUACUGAUUUUCAGUAAUUACUGAAAACUGAGAAUACUACUGAUGGUUUCAUGCAAAAUAUUGAUUUCUAAAGUUCCUGUUUUACACAUGUGUUGUCCUAGCUUUUAAAAAACUGAAAUGUUUUUGUUCAGGUUGGCAACUCUGCAUAGAAGUGUGGAUCAAACAUCUGGUUUUGUAAGGAGUUAAAGCAAGAUUUAAAUUGUCAUCACACCAUGCUACGGUACAUAAGUGAGAUUUCAUGGCAAAAAAUUGAGUUUUGCUAAUCAAUUCAACUCGGCUUUCACAAACGCAAUGUAUUGCCCUUCUACAUGUAUAAAUUGAUGAUUAAUCAUUAAUUUAAAGUUUUGUUUAUCGUGUUGCUUAGUUUUAUAAUGUAAUUAAUAUCAAUUGCAUAAAUAACUAUGAAUUUAUAAGUUGAUAAAUGAUUUAAUUAAUGACCAGAUGAAUGAAAGUUUAAGAUAUGAAUUACUUUUUUUAUCAAAGCAUUGUGCACUGUCUUUGAAAUUGAACUAUUUGUUUACUGUUUUAUUUAAGUGUUUUAUGAAAUUUUUUUUUUUACAGACUCUAAAAUUAUGAGGGUUACAUCAAGAUAUAUAGUGGGAUUUUAGCCAUAAAGGAUUGCUGAGCACAAUGUCUCAAAGAUAAUAUAUAGAUAAUAUAUAAUUAGUGAAUGUGUAGGGCAUGGAUUGAUCAUAAAUGGUAUUACAUCAUUGCAAAGAUGAAACAAAAUAUACAGUUUAUAUUUAAUCAAUUGCUUGUUGCACAAAUUAGCCAUUGAAAUUAAAGAAAUUGCCCUAAUAUUCAGCAAUUGCUCCAAUAUGAAAAAAAGCCUCUAAACUUAUCAAAUUAUUUGUAAAAAAUGAAACGUUCAGGUUUUUUUUUCUGAGGCACUCUGUAUUCCUUCACACAACUUACAAACAUGCUCACUAUUCACGAAUUUUGCAUUCAAUGAAUUUUCAUCUCUUUUGUUCAACAGUGAUACAUGUAAAGUGAGAAAAGUAUUAUCGAUAUCAUUGUCCUGUAAUUAUUUAUCUGUGAUUGUAAACAAUAACUCAUUUGUAUUAAAAGAAAAACCUGCUUGAAUUCAGUGUCUCUGAGAGAAU
This is a messenger RNA of Lytechinus pictus (painted urchin), 6037 nucleotides long. RefSeq names its product rap1 GTPase-GDP dissociation stimulator 1-B-like. Lineage: Eukaryota; Metazoa; Echinodermata; Echinoidea; Temnopleuroida; Toxopneustidae. The record is from RefSeq and is a predicted model, not a curated record. Gene Ontology annotation, biological process: positive regulation of GTPase activity. The transcript is spliced from 16 exons. The coding region runs from base 168 to 2015 and encodes 615 amino acids. Gene Ontology annotation, cellular component: cytosol. Gene Ontology annotation, molecular function: protein binding; guanyl-nucleotide exchange factor activity.